UAGACCCAGGGAAGUCAUAUCUCACAGCGAAAUUGCAGUCAUGCACUAAUCGAGCAAAAGUCGUACACCUAUCCGCAGUGGGUAUUAUUUGCCAGGAGUUUGCCAGCAGACUUGUGCGCAUUGCUAGAGUGUUCCACGUCAACAGACUACAGUCGCCCUUGAUUGCAGAAAUGACUUCGAAGGCCUUUACCUUGAAGAAGCAGCCGUCAAUUGAAGCUCUGCUCCUUGCUAGAGAAAUCAGACCUGAGGCACAAAAGAGAUUCAAGGAGCCAGAUGUUGACGUGGACGACAUCCAAGGCGAUGCACUCCGAGGCUUCAACAAACCUCAUCUUGCCUUCUUGGCCCUGGAUAUAGAAGACAACAACCCUAAAGCCAUUCAGAACACCAAGAAAUGGCUCGCUGAUUACGUCAUUCCUAACGUCACCACAGCACGUGACAUCAUUCAGUUCCGCCAGAUGUUCAGGAUGAUGCGUGAGAAACGCAAUGGUAUCAAGCCGACGACAGUGGUUCAGAUUUGCUUCAAUAUCUCCUUCUCCUACGAGGCACUAAGCAAGUUAGCCCCAGCCGAAGAAGUUGAGAAAUUCUAUAAUCCAGGUGUACAAAGUACCGCCUUCAAAGUCGGUCUGCCAAAACGCUCCCUUUAUCUGAAUGACCCCAAAACAGGUGAAGGAGCCAAGGAAAACUGGAAAUUAGGCGGCAAGAGUAAUCCACAUAUUCUCAUCCAGGUUGGCUCUGACCGUACGUCACUGAUCCAGGAAGAGAUAAACACCCUGGUCAACGGACUGAAAUCUUUGGGUAAUCCUCUCAAGAUUACCUACCAGGAGUUUGGCAAACGACGGGAGGAUCUACCGGGACACGAGCACUUCGGAUUUCUGGAUGGCAUCAGUAACUUCGGGGCCAGGGGGACGUUCACUCGGCAAGGCACGAAAAUACCUCAGUACGUUACGCCAAGGUUUCUGCACCAGCAAGACCCACGAUCUGAUCUGUAUGGCCUACCGGGCCAGCGGCUGAUUUGGCCAGGAGAGGUCAUCUUGGGACUUCCGCAACAAAACGCUAAUACUCGAGAUCCCGACCAAGCCAACCUGCCCGGAUCAAGCUCUUUCACUGGGCCGGACUGGGCGAAGAAUGGAACCUUUUUGGUCUUCCGACGGCUGAGGCAAGAUGUGCCUAAAUUCUGGAAAUUCAUGAAGGAGAGUGCUGCCGAGCUUGCUGAGCACCACGGCAUGGCUGGCUUUACGGAGGAACACAUGGGGGCCAAAGUUGUGUCCAGAUGGAAAUCAGGAACACCGAUCAUUCGCGAACCGAAAGCUGAUAAUCCUACACUGGGUUCAGACCGUUUGGCCAACAAUGCCUUUGUCUAUCAGUCCGACGAUGCCCCCUAUUCUCUCAAGCCUCGAGGUAACACCGACGGCUUCCCCACGGGGAAUCCCGACCCCCAGGGGGUGGUGUGUCCCCUGUCAUCCCACCUGCGCAAAGUCCAACCACGUGACGCCAGCACCGACAUCGGCAACCAGUACGAUACCCUGAAGCAUCUCAUCAUCCGCCGCGGGAUUCAGUACGGCGACCCCAUCAAAGACGUCAUGGUGGACGACGGGGUAGACCGCGGUCUGUUGUUUGUCUGCUACCAAGCAAGCAUCGACAAACAGUUUGAGUUUCUGAUCACCCACUGGGCUAAUAGUCCCAGUAACCCACAUAGCGGUGGUGGUCAUGAUAUGGUGAUUGGGCAGUCGAGUGCUGAUGAUAGGAAGCGUUCGUUUGAUGUUUGCUUACCUGACGGCACCGUUAAGACAGUGGAAACUACCGACGAAUGGGUCAUUCCUACUGGAGGCGGCUACUUCUUUGUACCGUCUAUCACUGCUUUGAAGGAUGUAAUUGCCAAGUAAUCAGUUAAAACAAAUGAAAAUGGCAAAUGGUCUUAUAUUUAAUGACCAAUAUAAAUGACAGAUAGCCAUAGAGGCCUAGCUCCUUCGCCUAUAGGUUUCAAGUUGUUUGGUUUAUCGUUACGUUUCCAUCAUUUUCAUGAUUUCCUAAUGUUUGUUUGGUUAUAUAUUGGCUGUUUCAAAAGACUUCUAUCGUUUUGUUUGUUGACAAUUUUAAUUUGUAUUCUGAGGGGGAAAAGGAAAAUGGCGUUGUCAUCGAUUUUUAUAUGAGCUGUUCGUUGACCGUAUCGGUUUUUAGAAGGGAUUGGAAUAUGUUGGCAAAUCAAUAAUAAUUUGAUGGGGUGGCUGGAUAAAGUGAUCGCUUCUUAUUAGUUUGGCCAAAAAAAUGAUAUACAAAUGAUUUCCUUGGGUCUUACAUUGGGUCACAGUGGACAUUUUUGUUGCGUUGUAUGAAUGAAAAGUGCUCUUGUCAAUUUUAACCAGGCAUUGUUCUCGUAACUUGCAUUCAGUAAAAUCAAGACUGAAAUUUUGCUGAUUUAAGGUUUCCAAAUAUUGAAAAUUUAAGAAUUGUACAAAAGUUUAAAGGCUUUUUCUGGAGGGGGGGGAUAUACUUCCAACUUUUUGGAAGUAAAACUAUAGUCAAACAAAAUAUGUAUAAUGUUGCUUAUUAGAUCACUUGUUUACGCUAAUCGCUAAUGAUGUAAACUGAUAGCCGCAGAUUUUCCCGGCGAAUUAUAGCGAUGAGUGUUUUUAGUGGAAGUAUGUAACGGUGGAAAUUAUAUGAAAUAAUUAGAUUAGAAAAAAAUAUGAUAUACAUGUAUUACACAAUUUUGAUGAGCUUCGUUAUGGUAAUUAUAAUGUGGUACAAUUAUUAAUGGAGAGAGGGUUUUCAAUUUAGAUAUAAAGAGAUAAUGGUGACGUACUAUGUUAUCCAUGCAUGAGGUGUAAAUAGCUUUAUAGGGUGAUUGGUUUCCCGACUAUUUAGAAAUUAAGACUUAAAGUAGUACAGUUACACUUCAACUUGCUCGGCUUUCUAUACUUUGAGGAUUGUGUUUUGAAAUUGGUUGCUUCUUUCAGGCAUUGACCAAAUACUUGAAAAAUUUGCAGCUUAUCUUACACAGUGGUCAGUUCCAUGGGAGUCGUGGGGGGGGGGGGGGGUGGCAAGGGUGGUCACUUCCCCCCCCCCCCCGGAAAACGAGAAAAAAAAGGAAAAGGAGGUGCGAAGCCAUAUUGCUGUUAAUUUUAGGGGGUAGGGCAAAUGCUCCCCUGCUCACGCUCGGAAAAAUGAUAAAUUGAGAAUAUAAUGAAAAAGUUAAGGAACAUUUGGCAAAAAUUUGCUUUGGCCCCCUGGAAAAAAAUCCUGGCGACGCCCAUGGUCAGUUCGAAAUAUAUAUCUCAAGGAUAAUAUGUUAUGCGUUAAACGGUAAUUUGGAAAUGAUGUUAAGGAGUCACAUGGAUUAUUUUAAACAAACUUGAUCUCUGGGCAGUUUGGAAAGAAAUGAAUAAAAUGAGUAUGAAAGAGAGUGAUAGUAACUUGGAACAGA
This is a messenger RNA of Patiria miniata (bat star), 3424 nucleotides long. RefSeq names its product dye-decolorizing peroxidase msp1-like. The record is from RefSeq and is a predicted model, not a curated record. Gene Ontology annotation, cellular component: cytosol. The transcript is spliced from 7 exons. NCBI's taxonomy places the organism in Eukaryota, Metazoa, Echinodermata, Asteroidea, Valvatida, Asterinidae. Gene Ontology annotation, molecular function: peroxidase activity; heme binding. Bases 171 to 1883 code for a protein of 570 amino acids.